AUGAGUGGGGGUGAAGACAUCUUAAACCAGAGGAGUGACUCUCUAGUUGUGGAAUUUCAGUCGUCAGCCAGCAGAUGCAGGAGUGUCUAUGAACCAGAUAGAAACGUGUUACGGAGGAAAGAACGAGAAAGAAGAAAUCAGGAAACUCAGCAGGAUGAUGGCGCGUUUAAUUCAAGUUACUCCCUCUUUAGUGAACCCUACAAGACUAACAAGGGGGAUGAGCUCUCCAGCCGGCUCCAGAACACUUUAGGCAAUUACGAUGAAAUGAAAGACUUUUUAACGGAUAGAUCAAAUCAGAGUCAUCUCGUUGGCGUUCCCAAACCUGGGGUUCCUCAGGCUCCCGUGAACAAGAUUGACGAGCAUUUUGUUGCAGAUUCGAGAGCCCAGCCCCAGCCUGCAUCCGCCUGCAGCACCACAUCCUCCGCCCCGGCAGCGGUCCCUGGGCAGCAGAGUAAGAGGGGCACCGUGGGCUGGCAGAAGGCCGGGCACCCACCGUCCGAUGGCCAGCAGAGAGCAACACAGCAGGGCUCUCUCAGGACCUUGCUCGGAGAUGGUGUUGGCAGACAGCAGCCGCGGACCAAACAGGUGUGCAACGUCGAGGUGGGUCUUCAGACCCAGGACAGGCCACCUGCUAUGGGAGCCAAGCUCAGCGGCAGUGGCCACUGUGUUCAGAACUUUCCUCCAUCCCUGGCUUCAAAGCCUAGCCUCGUCCAGCAGAAACCGACUGCCUACGUGCGGCCGAUGGAUGGCCAAGAUCAGGCUCCCAGUGAGUCUCCGAAGCUGAAGUCGUCCACAGAGACCGGCGUGCACUGUGCGUCAUACAGGGGAGCCUCAGCCACCAAGCCAGAGUCCGCCAGAGCCAAGGCCAAGCUUUCCAAGUUCAGCAUCCCCAAACAAGGAGAGGAGAGUAGAUCUGGAGAAACCAACAGCUGUGUUGAAGAAAUAAUUCGGAAACUAAGGAGCCUCCUAGGCAAGAUUUCCAGUUGUGAUGCUGGGAGAUCUUUGAGUGAGGAGAGAGUUGAGAUUACCAUCACAUGGGACGCACAUCGUCAUGGCCCCCUCACGUGUUCAGACCCUGGAUGGGGCAUCCUGGCGCCUGUAAGGGGUAUGCAGCAGCCUGCUGCUUGUUUCAGGGCCAUUUGGCUACACUUUGUAGGCUUUGUGAUGACUCUGGAGGUGUCCAGUUUGAAACAGAGAUCAACGGUCCCAUCCCUUCAAUCCCCGAACAAAUACAGGCGAGCUCAGUGCCAGUACUGUGGUGAGCCACAGGGAACGGCCAUGGACCUGUGGGAGGAAGGAGACGAGGAGACCAGGGGCCGGGGAAGGGGAAGCGCGCCCCGAGCAUCCGAGCAGAGGGGGCGCCUGGCGGCUCUGACCCAUGAAGCAGGUUUGGGGUUUGGGUUUUGUAAAGUAACCCUGGGGCCUGCUUCGGGAGUGCUGGACCUCUCCUCUGGGCAGCCCGGGGAGCCUCUGAAGGUGGCUGACUUCUCCCUGGCAGAGACCGGCUCUCCGGGGCAUUUUUGUGUCUGCAGAAAGGAAAGGAACAGAGUAGAAAGCCUGCCAGGUGCUGGAGGUGUUGAGCUAGCAUCCUUAGGAGUUAUAAUGAGGCAGUUUAAGAGAAUUGUAACGACGAGCCUUGUACUUAAAUCCGGGAGAGAAGCAUAG
Messenger RNA from Lipotes vexillifer (Yangtze River dolphin), 1665 nucleotides. Its product is annotated as AF4/FMR2 family member 3-like. Bases 1 to 1665 code for a protein of 554 amino acids. Gene Ontology annotation, biological process: regulation of gene expression. The transcript has 10 exons. NCBI's taxonomy places the organism in Eukaryota, Metazoa, Chordata, Mammalia, Artiodactyla, Lipotidae. Gene Ontology annotation, cellular component: super elongation complex. The record is from RefSeq and is a predicted model, not a curated record.